This is a messenger RNA of Arabis nemorensis, 378 nucleotides long. Lineage: Eukaryota; Viridiplantae; Streptophyta; Magnoliopsida; Brassicales; Brassicaceae. The record is from the annotation of a GenBank genome assembly.
AUGUUGGUGCUUUAUGGUAAAUACAGACAGACAGCAAUUAAAAUGUUGCGAAACAGAACAUACUUUUCGUGGAGGAUUAUCAGUCCUAGUCUUCUGAGUUAUGUCAUGGAGCAAGAUAAAUAUAUCUGCCGGGCAGUUGCAAUAAUAAGACAACUUGAAGCACUUUUUAGAAAGGCGGGACUUUCAGUGGACUUAUCUAUUCAAGAGUUUGUGAAUUUGGUUCCUGCCCGUUAUAAAGAAGAAGAUAUGAAUGGAGGAAUAGUAGAGAUUGAGGAGGCUUUGGAGUAUUUGAAGAGCGAUGGAACAGUUGAGGCUGCUCUACGCCCUAUAACAGGGACGAUUAACCAGAGGUUAAGCUACUCUGAGAUAAGCUUUUGA